AUGAUGGAUAUGCAAACAUUAUCUCAUAGUUCUACACCAAGUAAUUCUGUUUCUGAAAAUCUUAAUGCUGAUACAUCAGAAAAUGGAAGCCCAGAUCCAGAACUUGUUAAACAAUUAAAACAAUGGAUUAAAGAUUUACAUGAACCAACAAAACGUGAAGCAGCUUUACAUAAUUUAAGCAAACUUAGUUCUAAACGAGAAGAAUUUCCAGAUUUAGCUGUAUGGCUUUGGAAUUCUUAUGGUACGAUGACUAUUCUUUUAACUGAAAUAUUACUUGUUGCGCCAUAUAUUCAUCCACCAAGAUUGACAAAUCAAAUGUCAACAUCAGUUUGUAAUACAUUAGCACUCCUUCAAUGUAUUGCAUCUCAUAAAGACACUCGGUUGCAAAUGCUUCACUCAAAUUUACAUAUGUUUCUUUAUUCUUUUUUACAUACAACAAAAACAGAGAGACCAUAUGAGUAUGUUCGAUUAACUUCACUAGGAGUUAUUGGUGCUUUAGUUAGAAGUGAAGAUAAAGAUGUAAUUGCAUUACUUUUACAAACUGAAAUUGUUCCAUUAUGUCUUCGUAUUAUGGAAUCAGGAUCUGACCUUUCAAAGACUGUUGCAUCUUUUAUUCUUCAAAAAAUUUUAACAUUAGACACUGGUUUAAAUUAUAUUUGUCAAACAUAUGAACGUUUUAAUCAUGUUGCUAAAAUACUCAAGAAAUCAGUUGAAAAUAUUGCCAGUCAAAGAAAUUCACAAACUUCAAGAUUAUUUAAACAAGUUGUUAGAUGUUAUAGUCGUUUAUCUUAUAAUGCUAAAGCUGUUCAUGGUUUAUUGGAAGUUUUACCUGAUCAACUUAAAGAUGAUACAUUUAAGACAGAAAUUGAUGGAGAUCCACAAUUAAAGGAGGCUUGGACAUGUUUGAAAGAUAACUUAGAAAAAGCAGGAAAAAUUACACGUCCAUUUGUUCGUGAACCAGCAAAUAUGUAA
Molecule: messenger RNA, 972 nt
Organism: Strongyloides ratti
Lineage: Eukaryota; Metazoa; Nematoda; Chromadorea; Rhabditida; Strongyloididae
Product: Cell differentiation protein RCD1 homolog
Exons: 2
Coding region: 1-972 (323 amino acids)
Biological process (GO): mRNA catabolic process; negative regulation of translation
Cellular component (GO): CCR4-NOT core complex; P-body; CCR4-NOT complex
Source: RefSeq, a predicted model, not a curated record